Molecule: messenger RNA, 1712 nt
Organism: Rhea pennata
Lineage: Eukaryota; Metazoa; Chordata; Aves; Rheiformes; Rheidae
Product: caspase-1-like
Exons: 9
Coding region: 99-1283 (394 amino acids)
Biological process (GO): proteolysis; regulation of inflammatory response; regulation of apoptotic process
Cellular component (GO): AIM2 inflammasome complex; NLRP3 inflammasome complex; IPAF inflammasome complex
Molecular function (GO): cysteine-type endopeptidase activity
Source: RefSeq, a predicted model, not a curated record
AGGCAGGAAGUGAACAUACCAUUAACUUACUUUCAUUUUUGCCUUGCAGGGGAAACGGCAGCUCAGGCUGUCCCCCAGGUACCACACGCUGAGGAGUGAUGGCAGACAGGAAGCUCCUAGAGGUGCGGACAGCCUUCGUGGAGCGUGUGGGAAAGCCUGUGAUCUCUGGGCUCCUGGACGACCUGCUAGACCAGCGGGUCCUGAGCUCUGAGGAGGUGGACACUGUGCAGGACCAGUACACGCUGCGUGCUGACAAGGCCCGCUGCCUAAUUGACAGUGUGCGCCUGAAGGGUCACAAGGCCAGCAAGAUCUUCAUUGAGAGCCUCAGGCAGCGUGAUGGCCUCUUGGCAGAGGAGCUGGGUAUGGGUGCUGGCUUGGGGCUCCCUGGCAUGCAGUUGGCUUUCCCCAGUGCUGAUGUCAUCCCUGGGCCCCCCACCGGUAUCCAGGGCCAGCAGUGGAUCCAGCAGUGCUCUCUGAGCGAGUACCAGCGCAUCUGUGAGGCAGAAGGAAACCAGAUCUAUCCCAUUUACCUGCCACUGGAGAAACGAACCCGCAGGGCCUUGCUCAUUUGCAACAUUGAGUUUGAGUACUUGAGCAAGAGGAGUGGGGCUGAAAAAGAUGUAGAAGGGAUGACAAAGCUACUGGAAGGAUUGGGCUACAAGGUGGAAAUUCACCUCAACUUAACUUCCAAGGAGAUGACUGAGGUCUUGAAGUAUUUUGCCAGCUGCAAGGAACAUCGGAACUCUGACAGCACAUUCCUAGUGCUCAUGUCCCAUGGAGUCAGAGCUGGGCUCUGUGGGACCAAGAGCAGAAACAGGAACACAGACAUCCUUUCCCUCGAUACCAUCUAUGAGACCUUCAACAACAAGCACUGCCAGGCACUGCUGCACAAACCCAAAGUGCUCAUCAUCCAGGCCUGCCGGGGAGAGAAAGCUGGGUCUGUGCUGGUGAGAGACUCUGACAUCCCUGAGAUGACUGAUCCCAGCUUGGCUCCCACGACCACUGCAGGGUUGGAAAGUGAUGCAAUCCAUGAAGUCCACCUGGAGAGUGAUUUUGCCUGUUUACAUUCCUCCACCCCUGAUACUGCUGCCUGGAGAAGCCCCCAAACUGGCUCUGUUUUCAUCCAAAAUCUGAUAGCGCAAUUUAGAAACUAUGCCUGUAACAGCCACUUGCGUGAGAUCUUCCAAAAGGUCCAACAGUCCUUUGACAAAUUUCCUCAGCAGUUGCCAGCAGAAGAGCGAACUACGCUGAUCAAAAAGUUCUACCUCUUUCCAGGCCACUGAUCUCCUUCCAUUGCUAAAAAAUGAGACAUGCACAGACAGAAAGUGUUUGAAUUUGGUGGUAACAGAGUGGAAGACAUAUGCUCAAGGUGAACACAGCCCUGCUCCAGAAAAAUGCAAUUCUUCAGAGAACUGAAAAGAGGAAAGGCCAAACCCAGCUUUUCAUCUGCAAAGUUCAGCCUCCAGCAAGGCGCUACACAGAACAGCCUGCCUUCUCUACAGUGAAUCACCAAACGAACGACUUCUACCUGCUUCUGCUAAAUGACAAGAAUAUUCCUCAAAUAAAAUUGUCCUCGGUCUCCUCACUUUCCCAAACAGAACACACUCUUGUUAGGGAACAGCAAAAAUAUCUGGCACCAGAACACAAAACGCAAAGCUGGUUAAUGUAUCUCCUAACCGUUCUCAAAUAAAGCUUCCAAUGCAAGCAUGUCA